Closterium sp. NIES-65 is the source of this 918-nucleotide messenger RNA. The record is from the annotation of a GenBank genome assembly. Lineage: Eukaryota; Viridiplantae; Streptophyta; Zygnematophyceae; Desmidiales; Closteriaceae.
AUGCCUCUCUCUCUCUCUCUCUCUCUCUCUCUCUCUCUCUCUCUCUCUCUCUCUCUCUCUCUCUCUCUCUCUCUCUCUCUCUCUUUCUCUCUCUCUCUCUCUCCUUGGUUCCGUUCACGCACUCCGUCCCUCCCGUGCGCUCUCCCUUCCACAUUCUCGCGCUUCGUCCAUCCCGUCUGCUCUCCCUUCCGCAUUCUCGCGCUCCGUCCAUCCCGUCUACUCUCCCUUCCGCAUUCUCGUGCUCCGUCCAUCCCGUCAACUCUCCCUUCCGCAUUCGCGCGCUCCGUCCCUCCCGUCCGCUAUACCUCUUGCUUUCGCUCGCUCCGUCCCUCCCGUCCGCGCUCCCUUACAUUUGUUAUCUCCGACCCUCCUGUGCGCUCUCCAUACCUCAUAAACGUGCUCCUUCCCUCCCGUCCGCUCUGCCGCUCGCAUUCGCUCCCUCCCGUCGCUCCCGUGCUCGCUCUUGCCGUUCGCAUUCUCGCGCGCCGUCCCUCCCGUCCUCUCUCCCUUGGUCACAAAAGCUCUCUCCAUCGCUCCCGUGCCCUCUUAUCGUCGCAUUCUCUCUCUCCGACCCUCCCGUCUGCUCUCCCAUCGUCGCAUCCUCUCUCUCCGUCGAUCCCGUGCUUUCCCACGGUUGCAUUCUCUCUCUCCGUCGCUCCCGUGCUCACGAACCGUCGCAUUCUCCCUCGUCGUCGCUCCCAAGCUCUCCCACUGUCGCAUUUGCCAUCUCCUUCAAGUUUGCUCCCGUUCUCUAUCCCGGCCGCUCUCGUUCCCGUUGUAUCUCUGUCGCUCGCCAACCGCGUGCUCCGUCCCUCCCGUUAUCUCUCUCUCAAGCAGUCAUGUAUUGACAUGGUUCGCAAGCUUCCUGCCGUCGUCCGGCUAAACCUCCCCCACUCCCACUCCCUCCCCGCCCUCUAA